Messenger RNA from Penicillium canescens, 1824 nucleotides. RefSeq lists its product as uncharacterized. Gene Ontology annotation, cellular component: membrane. The record is from RefSeq and is a predicted model, not a curated record. The transcript has 4 exons. NCBI's taxonomy places the organism in Eukaryota, Fungi, Ascomycota, Eurotiomycetes, Eurotiales, Aspergillaceae. Bases 177 to 1721 code for a protein of 514 amino acids. Gene Ontology annotation, molecular function: carbohydrate:proton symporter activity. Gene Ontology annotation, biological process: carbohydrate transport; transmembrane transport.
GCGAAUCACCCCAGACUUGGUCCUUUUACCGGGGAAACUCAAUUCUGGAGUAGCCAGAAUACAUAAGAUCAUGCGCACCACCCAGUUUGAACAUAACUUUGGACUUGGUCUCCUUCAAUCACUCAAACUUUGCCUUAUCUUUCUGCUCUUGCCAUUUCAUAUCAUCCACACCGGCUAUGCGCUCGUUCCUUGGUCGGGGCAAGACCCUCCAGGUCGGUUUGACGGUAUGCUGCUUGAUUGCCUUUGUGCUGUUUGGCUAUGACCAGGGCGUCUUUGGUGGAAUCUUGGAGAAUGAAAACUGGUUGGACCAGUUCAACCAUCCUUCCGAUACGAAGACCGGUAUCAUCGUUAGUUGUUAUAACCUCGGAUGUUUUGCCGGGUGUCUCGUUAACUACGUGAUUGGGGAAAAGCUUGGGAGACGCAGAACUAUAUGGCUCGCCAUGGUCUUCGUAAUUGUCGGAGCUACACUUCAAACGUCAGCUUUUACAGUACCUCACCUUGUGGUUGGCAGAAUAAUAACAGGCGUGGGUACUGGAAUCAAAACUUCGACUGUGCCCAUGUACCAAUCUGAACUUUGCGAUCAGCGAUCUCGUGGUCGUCUUGUCUCGGCGGAAGUUCUGUUUGUCGGUGUCGGUAUCGUGAUUGCAUACUGGUUCGACUUCGGUAUGUCAUAUGUGGGAGGCGCCAUUGCCUGGCGCCUACCCAUUGCGGCACAAAUCAUUUUCGCUCUCAUCGUGGUGAUCUUAGUCAUCGAACUCCCGGAAUCACCGCGAUGGCUAUAUAAACAUGGGAAACACGAAGAAGCGAUGGAUGUCCUUUGCAGAGUAUAUGACAAAGAGUCUUCGGAUGCUUACAUUCUAGCAGAACGGGACGCUAUUAAUUCCGCUCUGGAACUGGAGUCGGCAAGCACAGAAACCAAGAGUCUUCUAAGCUUAUUCAGAACGGACCGUGUGAAAACAAGAUACCGAGUCAUGCUUGCCUGGUGGGUCAUGUUUAUGAACCAGGCUGGCGGGAUCAAUCUCGUUGUUUAUUAUGCGCCAUCGGCUCUUGUUCAAAAUGUGGGCAUGUCAGCGAGACUGGCUCAAAUCCUUGCCGGAUUUAUCAAUCUAAUGUUUGCGCUCGGCUCAAUCGUACCCACACUUGCUCUGGACCGCAUGGGGAGGCGAAGAACAAUGAUGUGGGGGUGCACCGGCCUGAGCAUCUCCAUGCUGAUGAUUGCUGUUCUCCUAUCUCGCUCUCACAGCCCCAAUGGGCAAGCUUGCGCUGUGGGUGCCAUCUCGUUCUUCUUUGUCUACAUGUUUAUCUUUGGCAUGACCGCCAACUGCGUCCCGUGGGUCUAUGUCCCCGAGAUCUUACCUUUGCAAGCACGCACCCGUGGCUCAGCGAUCGGCGUUAGUUCAAAUUGGCUGUGGAACUUCACAGUUGUUAUGAUCACUCCUGUUCUCAUCAACCGGCUACACUGGAAAGCAUACCUCGUCUUUAUGGCCACCAAUGCGGCUUUUGUGCCUGCGUUUUACUUUUUCUUUCCGGAAACCAGCAAUUUGCGACUUGAGGAAAUCGACAUUAUUUUCACGCGUCCUGGUAACCCGGUGCAGAACGCUCGGGACAUGGCGAAGGAGAUGAAGCUGUUUGGCCAUAUCUCUGAGGAUACAGUUGGCGUGUUCGAACCCUCCCCAAUGAUUGAGAAGCAUGGAAGCGACGAGCUAUGCGAACAUGCGUAGGUGUUGAAGAUCCGCGAAUUGGAUGCCUUUGGCGUCAGGCCUGCUACUUAGUAGUAGUUAGUCAGUUUGCUCUCUCCCUUCUCUGUUCUUCCCUCCCUCCUAU